AUGGGUUCGAGCAGCAAUCCGAAACGUCAGGCUAAUAAAGCUCUUGUCCCAGCGAUCGUGUCUCCUUCUUCACGAGUGCUGGGCCCCCACGGUCUCCGCGGCUCCAACGACAACGGCCUGCUCCUCCUACGCACCUGCGCAGAACACCGCCUCAUCCGGAUGAACACGUUCUUCUCUCUGCCGGAGCGAGAGAAGGCAACCUGGAGGCAUCCUCGGUCGCGUCAGUGGCACCUGCUGGACUAUGUCCUCGUCCGGAGGCGAGAUCAGCGAGACGUGCUAGUGAGGAAGGCGAUCGCGGUUGCUGACGGGUGUACCGACCAUCGCCUCGUCAUCUCGAAGAUGCGUAUUCGCCUACAGCCUCGCAGGAGACCACGAGGUAAGCGAUCCCCAGGUAAGUUGGAUGUUGCCUUGUUGUCUUUGCUUGCUCACCGUCGUCAUUUCAGCAAUGCGCUAGCUCAACGGCUAGACACCUUAAACCGCUGCAGCUGUCACUGCCGACGCCGCCGCUGCCGAGAACGCCUCCGUGAAUAACCGAUGGUGCCAACUGCAAGACACAGUCCAGGCGACAGCACUAGCCGUCCUCUUUCGCGCACGCCGUCAACACCAGGAUUGGUUCGACGACAAUGAAGCCGCCGUCUGCAAUCUGCUCGCUGAGAAGAACCGCCUACACAAAGCCUACGAAGUCAACCUCACUGAUGACAACAUAUCUGCCUUCUACCGCGGACGACACCAAAUCCAGCAACGACUGCGCGAGAUGCAGGAUGCCUGGACUGCUCGAAAAUCUGAGGAGAUCCAAGGCUACGCGGACCGCAACGAGUGGAAGAACGUCUUCUCCGCAAUCCAAGCUGUCUACGAAGGGCAGCCGACAAAGGGCACUGCUACUCUCCUCAACGCCGACGGCACUAUUAUCCUGACUGAGAAGGCACACAUUCUACAGCGAUGGGCCGAGCAUUUCCGAGGCGUCAUCAACCUCCCCUCCGCCAUCUUCGACGCCGCCAUCGCCUUCCUGCCGCAAGUGGAGACCAAAGUGGACCCCGACCUCCCGCCAUCUCGCCAUAAAACCAUUAGGGCCGUGCAGCAGCUCUCCAGCGGGAAAGCACCCGGAUCGGACGCAAUCCCGAAUGAAGUCUACAAGCACCGAUGUCCCCAACUUAUAGAUCACCUGACUGCGUUCUUCCAGGAGAUGUGGCACGAAGGUCUGCGACAAUCACCGCGGCAUCUCCUUACUGAAUAUCGCGGGGAGAUCUUCGCUUGCAUCCUCCUCAGUCGUCUGAAUAAUCAUCUGGAACAGGGCCUUCUGCCCGAAAGCCAGUGCGGCUUCCGUCGUCAUCGCGGGACCACAAAUAUGAUCUUCGUCGACCGUCAACUCGAGGAGAAGUGUCAGGAGAUGCGGACCCGCAUGUACUCUACAUUUGUGGACCUGACGAAAGCAUUCGACACGGUGAAUCGUGAAGGAUUGUGGAAGAUCAUGCAGAAAUUCGGCUGUCUGGAGCGAUUCAUUGAGAUGGUGUGUCAGCUGCACGACGGCAUGAUGGCGCGAUUCACGGAUAACGGAACUGUCUCAGAGGCAUUCGCAGUGACCAACGGAGUGAAGCAGGGAUGCGUGUUGGCGCCACCCUCUUCAGCUUUAUGUUCUCUGCCAUGCUGAUGGACGCCUAUCGCGACAAAGGCCCCGGUAUCUGCAUCGCCUACAGGACGGACGUUCGCCCUCUGAAUCAACGACGGAUGCACUUCCAAUCAUGCGUAUCCACAAGCACCGUUCACGAGCUUCUCUUCGCCGACGACUGAGCCCUGAACACCACCUCGGAAUGGGAGAUGCCAUGGAGCAUGGACCUGUAAUCCGCCGCCUGCGACAACUUCGGUCUGGCCAUCAACACGCAGAAGACGGUGCUCAUGCAUCAACCGCCACCAAACAAAGUAACGCGCCGCAAAUCAGUGUGAACGGAACCCAACUGCAAGUGAUGGAGAACUUCCCGUACCUGCGUAUUACCCUCUCCCGCAACACCAAGAUCGAUGACGAAGUCGCCAACAGGAUCUCGAAAACCAGUCAAGCCUUCGGCCGCCCCUAA
Messenger RNA from Spirometra erinaceieuropaei, 2069 nucleotides. NCBI's taxonomy places the organism in Eukaryota, Metazoa, Platyhelminthes, Cestoda, Diphyllobothriidea, Diphyllobothriidae. The record is from the annotation of a GenBank genome assembly.